GUCAAAAUCGUCAUCGUUGCAUAUGGCGGGCGUCAAUAACGUAAGUACAUAUAAUGAUGCACCAGAAAAUUCCAAUAACAAUGUUGAGCAAACUAACAAGACUGAUGAUUCAGACRACAAAGAUGAUUCGUUGCAGAACGUCAUCGAUAGUGAGCUGUCCAAACGAUUUAACGAAAGUGAAACUCCAGCCAGUCGUGUUAAAUGCAGUGUAGACAUAAUGCUAACUGCAGAAUCAAUACAUAGUGACAGUGUUGAACAGUUAAAUGACGUAGAAUACGUAGACCUCAAGUCCUUAAAAUCGAACGAAUACCAAGUCCAAAAAGACACGAGUGAGCUUUUUCUGUUGACCGAAAAACAACAUACAGAAGAGACUAGUGAUACGGGUCUCGGUUCUGAAAUCGUUUUGGAACUUGAACAAGAUAUUGAUAAUGAUGGUCCAUUAUCUGACACUAUAAGUAGUGGUUUCGAAGAAGAUGGUAAAACGAAAGAGCUUGUGGUCCAGGAUCCUUCUCAUGUAGAAUUAGAGGAACCUCGUAUUUUUUCUAGACCCCUACCGAUUGACGAGACAGAUAAUGUAACUGAAUUGGUAUUUKAUACAUGGACCACGGUUGAUGAUAUUGUGGAAUCAGAUAUUAAAAAAACCGAAUCAAAUGGUUAUGGUGAAAACUUGACCAUUGACAUCAGUACUGCUUGCCUUAACCAAGAGUGUUUUGAUAUUAAUACACCAGCCAUAACUAACAGCGUUGUGAGUUUUUGGGAUUAUAAUAAUAACAAUAUUUAUACUACUAAAUACCAAUAUAACUUGAGAUUUUUUCUGGCUCUUAAGGACUUGAAAUCAAGUUUUGGAAAAUUUGAUCAGCUGGAAAAAAAAAUUAUCCUUCAACAAAGAUCUCCUACAGAAUCUGAAAAAAUCGAUACUAAACAAAAUGGUGUUUUACGUCAGGAAGUUAAUUCUAUAUGUAAGUCAUGUGAAAAGACUGUGUAUGCUAUGGAACAAAUAAAAGCGGAACGUCAGGUUUGGCACAAGAACUGUUUCCGGUGCACAACAUGCAAUAAACAGUUGACGCUCGAUAUUUAUAGUAGCCACGAAGGUAUAUUGUAUUGUAAACCACAUUUCAAGGAGUUAUUUAAGCCAAAAGUAGUAGUUGAGGACGAAGAACCAAUUAGACGCAAGAAACCAGAAAUGAUAAUACGUGAAAAUCAGCCCUUGGAAUUACCACCAGACGUGGUUAGAGCAAGYGAUAAGCCGGAUUUGGGUUUAGAAGAAUUGAGUUCUUUAAACGUGAAAUCUCGUUUUCAAGCUUUUGAAAACGCCACCACUAAUGGUAAUAGCCACAUGGAAAAAUCGCCAGUCAGUGUUAAACGUUCACCAAGUAUACUGAGUAAAUUAGCUAAAUUUCAGUCUAAAGGAAUGGAUGURGGAGUUGCAAAUGAUGAUUUAAAUGGAGCAUUCUUUGAGCCCUCGUCAAGCAGUGACACGGAAGAUGAAGAUCCCGGAAAUGAUAUCUUAAAAAAUAGUAUUUCUAAAGAAAAACCAAUGAGUUUUGAUAAAAUGGAGUCCGUUAAACGUAACUGGGAAAUGCGCCGAGAAGAAAUGAAAGAGGAACAUAAACAAGAAAUACAAAACAUAAGGUCUAAAUUAUUUGCGGUUAGUCAAAAAAUUCAUU
This is a messenger RNA of Diuraphis noxia (Russian wheat aphid), 1667 nucleotides long. RefSeq lists its product as uncharacterized. The record is from RefSeq and is a predicted model, not a curated record. Lineage: Eukaryota; Metazoa; Arthropoda; Insecta; Hemiptera; Aphididae.